GGCAUUACACGCUUGAAACAACACUUGGCACAUAAAAAGGGUCAAGUAGCUGGAUGCUCAAUGUGACCACACAAGUAAGAGAACAAAUGAUGAAACAUCUACAACAGUAUGCUGAGAAGAAAAGAGAUAAACAAAAAAGGCAAGAAGAAGCAGAAGCCCAAAUUAGAGGAGAUUUUGAGAAUUUGAGCGAUGAAGAAGACUUGGAAGAAGAAAGUAUGAGAUUUGCUCGACAAGAAAGCAUGCGAUCACAACAACAAUGGGAAGAUAGACAAAGAUUUCGAGCAAGAACAACUGGAAGGGGUAAUAUUUAUGAAGAGGGAGGUGGCUCUGGCAGUGGUGCUACCAGUGGUUUCAAUAGAGCAGGAGCUCGAUCUUAUAGUGGUCGAGAAGUUGGAGGUAGUGGACGACAAUGGAUCAAUCCUGAUGCCCCUGAAGCUAGACUAAAGGCAAUGGAUCCUAUUUUAGAAAGAAGCAAGAGUGCGAAACAACCAAAACUCAACACAAAGUUACUGAAAGGUUUAAGAAGUAAAUUAGGAAAAGCGGUUGGAAAAUUCCUAAUUUAUAAUCGGAUUCCAGCGAAUGUAGCUGACUCUCCAUUUAUGCAGCCUAUGCUUGAUAUUGCUGCAGAGGUUGGAAAGGGGGUGAAGGGUCCAUCACCCUAUGAGAUAUCUGAAAUUUAUUUGGAGCAAGAGUAUCAAGAAAUGAAAAAUUAUAUAGCUUCUUUUGCUGGAAUUUGGAAGGAAAGAGGUGUAACACUUAUGUGUGAUGGUUGGUCAGGACCAACUAGAAAACACAUUAUAAACUUUUUAGUUUAUUGUGAUAGAGGCACCGUGUUUCAUAAAUCAGUUGAUGCCUCUGAUGUGCCAAGCAGAACAGCUGAAUAUUAUUUCAGAUUAAUGGAUGAGGUGGUUGAAGAAAUUGGAGAGGAGAAUGUUGUCCAAGUAGUGACUGAUAAUGAAGCUGCAAUGAAGGCAGGAGGAAAAUUAUUAAUGCAGAAGAGGCCCAAUCUCUAUUGGACAGCAUGUGCAGCUCAUUGCAUAGACCUUAUUCUUGAAGAUAUUGGUAAGAAAAGUAACGUGAAGAAGGUCUUAGAAGAUGCAAGAACAAUAACCUCAUUUAUUUACAACCACACAUGGACAGUGAAUUUCAUGAAGAAAUUCACAAAUAAUAGAGAGUUACUUCGCCCUGCCAUCACUCGAUUUGCCACAAAUUUCAUUGCUUUGGAGACUAUUGUCAGGCAUAAACAAGCACUAAGGGAAAUGUUUACAUCUGAUGCUUGGAAAAACUCAAGGUUUGGAAUGGCAAAAUCAGGCCCAGCAUAUGAUUCAAAGAAAAUUAUCUUAGGCAAAGAGUUUUGGCAAAAGGCCUCUGAUAUAAUUAAAGUGCAAGAACCCUUGGUGAAAGUUCUUAAAUUGGUUGAUGGUGAUGAAAAACCAACCAUGGGCUUCAUAUACGAGGCAAUUGAUAGGGCGAAGUUGGCCAUUCAAAAAGAUUGCCGGUUUUACAAAGACUAUUGGAAAAUUAUUGACAACCGGUGGAGUUUUCAGUUGCACCAAGAUUUGCACGCUGCUGGGUAUUUUUUGAACCCACAAUUUCUUUAUGGUGCCCCACCCUCUCCUGAAGUUGCUAGAGAAGUCAUGGAUGGAGUUAAAAAAGUGAUAACCAAGUUGGUACCCGAUAUAGAUACUCAAAUUCGGGCUAUUAAUCAAUUGUUGCUAUAUCGAGAUAGGCAGGAGACUUUUGGAACCCCGUUGGCUCAAAGGGCAGUGAAACAAACAAAUCCUGCUGAAUGGUGGAUUCAUUAUGGCUUGUGUGCUCCUGAGCUCCAAAGAAUAGCAAUUAGAGUUCUUAGCCAGACCACAUCAGCUUCGAACUGUGAGCGUAAUUGGAGCACCUUUAGCCUCAUCCAUACGAAAACAAGAAAUAGAUUAAAGUAUAUGAGACUACAAAAACUUGUUUUCGUACAUUACAACAUGAGGUUAAAGUUAAGACGUACAAUGAGAAGAAGCCAACGAGAAAUUGAAGAGGGUUUCAAUCCUAUCAAUUUGGACUACAUUUUCGAAGAAGAUGAUCCUUUAAGUCAAUGGUUAGAGGAGAGAGAGACACCACUACUCGAUGGUCAGGACAAUUCAAAUUGGUUAAAUGAAGAGGUUGGUGGUACUACAGAAGGAGGUGAUCAACCACCAAUAAACGCGCAUGAUGAUUCAGGUUCAAGCCCUGAACGUACACAAAGUGAUGACAAUCUUGGUUUGAGCCCACCAAGUGAUGAUGAUGGUAAUAGUGGUGCUGGAGCUGGGGUUGGGGGGGGUGGCAGUGGUGGUGGUGGAGGCGGCGGUGUAGAAUAUAAUUAUGGAUAUGAUACAGGGACAUCAUUUGGAAGGGAUAUAUAUCCUUCUGAUCCUUAUGGAUUACAUGACAUACCUGAAAAUUAUGACUUGGGUAUUCCUCCAGGGAACCAAUCUUCACAACCCAGGAGAAGGAGGAGUGCUCGUGGUGACCCUAGCGAUUCUACUGAAGAUUCAUAUGGUGUGGUUCGUAGUUUUGGCGACUUUGGUUUAGAUGGUUCAUCAUCACAAUCAUUUGGAUCUCAUCCAGCAUAUCCACAUUAUGCAUCUCGUGACUCACAUUUUUAUCCCAGUGGAUUAGGAAUCUCAGGAUCUAGUGAGUCUUCUUCUACACACUACCCAGAGCCAGCCCCUGCCCCAACUUAUAGACAUUAUUCAGGAGAAUUUUCAUCACCAGUACAUUUUCAAGAGCAACAACAAAAUGAUGCAAACUUGGGUUCAUUCAACUAUGUAUUUCCACAAGGAUGGGGAGAUAAUUUCCCAUCCCAAUCUCAAGAUACAGAUGCAAAUUAUGAAGACCCUCCACGUCAUUCUUUUUGGUGGUGACAUGUGUUAUAUUAUAAAUUUGUAAUAUUGUAUUCAUGUAUUUUCAAUUAUUUAUUGAUAUUUGAUAUUAAUCACUUUUUAAAUUCAUGUAUGUGUAAUGUGUAUAUUGAGUAUUAAGUCUAUUGAGUAUUGAUUCAUUUUUAGUAA
Molecule: messenger RNA, 3038 nt
Organism: Malania oleifera
Lineage: Eukaryota; Viridiplantae; Streptophyta; Magnoliopsida; Santalales; Ximeniaceae
Exons: 5
Coding region: 54-2891 (945 amino acids)
Molecular function (GO): protein dimerization activity
Source: RefSeq, a predicted model, not a curated record